Paramecium pentaurelia is the source of this 317-nucleotide messenger RNA. The record is from the annotation of a GenBank genome assembly. NCBI's taxonomy places the organism in Eukaryota, Ciliophora, Oligohymenophorea, Peniculida, Parameciidae.
AUGGAGAAGCAAUAAAUCAGCAAAUCAUUUACCUACAUUCCAACUGAAGAAGAGAAACAAAAAGAUCGUGAAAAAUAACUGGAUGUUCAUUAAAAAUAACUAUUACAUCCUAAACUUAAAUGGACAGCUAUAUUGUUAGCAUUACUUUCAGUUAUUCUAUACUCAAUAGGGUUCGUAUAAUAUACCAAAUUUUAAGAGCAUUCAUCCAAAUCCAUUUUGAAGAAGACUCUACAGCCCUUUAUUUGAUUGCCUCCAUCUGUCUAUUACCUCUAACAUAUUGCUUAUUCAAAGUAUGUAAAAAGAAAGAAGAUUUGUGA